This is a messenger RNA of Puntigrus tetrazona (Sumatra barb), 1504 nucleotides long. It is a transcript of the gene or95a1, whose product is annotated as odorant receptor, family 95, subfamily A, member 1. The record is from RefSeq and is a predicted model, not a curated record. Bases 27 to 974 code for a protein of 315 amino acids. Gene Ontology annotation, cellular component: membrane. Gene Ontology annotation, biological process: G protein-coupled receptor signaling pathway. The transcript has a single exon. NCBI's taxonomy places the organism in Eukaryota, Metazoa, Chordata, Actinopteri, Cypriniformes, Cyprinidae. Gene Ontology annotation, molecular function: G protein-coupled receptor activity.
CCUUUGAAGAUUCAGCGCUUGAAACCAUGCAGAACCUGACAGGCCUCUCGGGCAACACGACGUCCAGCGUUAACCUCUCGGUCAUUGUGAAGGUGUGUGUGGUGAUCCCGUUCUUCAUUGCCUUCCUGUUCUUCAUCCUCCUGACGCUGUACACCUUUGCAUCUCACAGGCAGUUCUUUGACAGCUCCCGUUACGUCCUCUUCACCUACAUGCUGAUCAACGACACCUUGCAGCUGCUCUCCUCUGUCUCCCUUUUCUUGCUCGUGAUGGGCGGCGUGCAGUUCGCGAUCGUCUUCUGCGCUCCGCUGCUGUUCGUGUCCACCGCUACCUUCCUAAACACCCCGCUCAUCCUUUCCACCAUGUCGCUGGAGCGCUACGUGGCUAUUUUCUACCCGCUUCACCGUCCUGCCAUCUGGAGACCCGAAUGGAUUUGGAUCAUCGUUCUAAGCCUCUGGAUCAUCAGCUGCGUCCUGCCCACCGUUGACUUCGUCUUGAUGCGGCUCAAGCCAGGCGUAGAUGUCCAAUCGACCCCAGUGCUCUGCAAAACCGCCGUGAUCAACGCUUCUCCCAUUCAGGCUCUGUUCAAAAUCAGCCUCAAUGGGAUCUUCUUCGCAGUGGUGGCCGUGGUCAUCCUCUUCACGUACAUUCGGAUCCUGAUGGAGACCCGGAGGAUGAGGCAGGACCGGGCGUCCGUGAGGAAGGCUCUGCACACAGUGCUUCUUCAUGGCUUCCAGCUGCUCCUCAGCGUGAUGGCCUUCUCCCAGCCCGUCGCCGAACUCUUUCUCUUUCAGCGUGUGAACUUGUCUCCAGCAGAUAUAUCUUUUAUCUAUUAUUUCUGCUUCAUCCUGCUUCCCCGCUUUCUGAGCCCGCUCAUUUACGGCCUUAGGGAUGAGAGCCUCAGAAGAUAUAUGAAGAAAGUCAUGCCUUGUUAUGGUGCACGCAUCGACCCACACAAAGUCAAAAUAACUAAAUAAAAGUAACAUUUAUCUAUCUAUCUUCAAAAUAUCAUUCGGAGUUUCGUUGCGAGAAAGUUCACGUCAGUCAAAUGAAGCAUAGUAACAAUAUUAAUAAUUUGGCCUACGCAAACGUUUAGGAAACCAGAUGUGAUGUUUAAUAUCUGUUGUGUAAACCAUGAUAUUUUUUAUGAUUCUUUGAUUAAUGUACUUUAACUUUAAAAACAUAAAAACAAAAAUCCUCUGUAACAUUAUAAUUGUCUGUACUGUCACAUUUACUGUCAAUUAAUAAAUACAAGUAUUAAUUUCCGUAUCUUAAAGACCUUACGGACUCUAAACUAUAUCUAAACUAUAUAUUUGAGAAAAUAUGAAUACUGUGUAGAUAUGGAGGCCAAUUAAUCUGACAAUUUAUGAUGCUCAUUUGUUAGCCUACUGCAAUGUAUGUUCACUGCAUGUUUUUUAAGUCAUACAAAAUAUUUUUAAAAUUGGAAAUUGAAAUAGAUACUUUGCAUUUUGUCUGUUUAAAUAAGCAUCUUGUUCAUACGUACCAA